CGUUGAUUGACAUAUUUUAUGAUGUUUGUUAGGUUAUGGUUAUAAAAUAAAUAAAUUUGUUUGAUUUAUUUAGGGGAAAGUUUUGGAUUAGGUCUGGGCUCUGGGCAUCCCUGUGGAGUGUUGGAGAUAUUAUCAUGGGAAAAGUAAAGAAACCAAAACCAACAGCUCCAAUUGCUUUUGAACCAAAAAAUAGUACCACUCCAAUACAGGAAUCCAUUUCCUACAACUUUGAUUUUAGUAUAAAACAAGGAAAAUCAGCUGUGUCAGAUGAUGUAAAAAGUGUUCUCUCAUACAAGUCCAUUAAGUCGCAUAAUCCAAUUAACAAGAUUAUUAAGAAAAAAGAAAAAGUGAAUUUGAAACGAAAGUUACUGAUGAAAAAAAUAGAUUUAGGCAAUGAACUAAAGAAAGAACAAAAAAUCAGAGAAAAGAGAAAAAACUUAGCGCUUAUUGGUGACACUAAUUCAUUGCGUGAUGCUUUACCUUCACUGGACUCAUUAUUAAAGAAAAACACAGAUUUUGAUUGUAAGGCAGGUAAAGAACCUAAAAAGAAAAAGGGUAUAGAGAAAGCUACUAAGAGAAAAAAGAAACUUACAAGUAAUAUGGAAUUUUAUAAGAGAGCAGUCAAAGACACAACAUUUAAGAAAAAUCCUUUUGCUGUUAUAUCACAGCAUGUUCAGGCUGUGGUUCAACAAGAAAGAUGUAAAAUAAAGUAGAGUAUCUGAAUUGUUAUUUUGUAAUAUAUAUUACAUUAAGAUGACUUACAUUAAUAAGUACUUAUAUAGCAAUUAAGAGAAAGUGUAGUUUUUGUGUAUAGACAAAUAAUAUUAUAUUUUUUAUUUGUUACAAUUAACAAUAUAAACAAUCUUUAGCAUAGCAAAACCGUUAA
Molecule: messenger RNA, 886 nt
Organism: Diabrotica balteata
Lineage: Eukaryota; Metazoa; Arthropoda; Insecta; Coleoptera; Chrysomelidae
Source: the annotation of a GenBank genome assembly